AAUGCUAAUUUUGUUUUUAAUGGGCAGGCCGGCAUUCCCGAUGGAGUGCUCAAUGUUGUCACUGGCUUCGGCCCCUCCGCUGGUUCGGCAAUUUGUUCUCACAUGGACGUGGACAAGGUAAGUUUUACUGGAUCCACUGAAGUGGGCAAGAAAGUAAUGGAAGCAGCGGCAAAGAGCAAUCUGAAACAUGUCUCACUCGAGUUGGGAGGGAAAUCACCGCUCAUAAUCUUUGAUGAUGCUGACAUAGACAAGGCUGUUAGUCUCGCUCACAAUGCUGUAUUCUUUAACAAGGGAGAAAUUUGUGCGGCUGGAUCUCGUGUUUUUGUUCAAGAAGGAAUUUUUGAUGCAUUUGUGGAGAAGUCUGUGGAGAUGGCUAAAAGUCGGGUAAUUGGAGAUCCUUUCAAUCCUGAAGUUCAGCAAGGUCCUCAGAUUGAUAAGAAACAAUUUGAUAAGGUUCUUAAAUAUAUAGAGUAUGGUAAAAAUGAGGGUGCCACCUUAUUGACUGGAGGAAAACCAUAUGGGGAUAAGGGCUAUUUUAUUGAGCCAACCAUUUUUACUGAUGUCAAUGAGCACAUGAAAAUAGCAAAAGAUGAGAUAUUUGGCCCGGUGCUGUGCCUUAUGAAAUUCCAGACAAUAGAAGAAGCAAUAGAAAAAGCUAAUGCGACUCGCUAUGGACUGGCAGCUGGCAUUAUCACCAAUGAUCUGAACAUAGCAAAUAGGAUUUCCAGAUCAGUUCGAGCAGGAACAAUUUGGAUCAAUUGCUUCUUCAUAUUUGAUCCAAGCUGUCCAUUUGGUGGAUUCAAGAUGAGUGGAUUUGGGAAGGAUCAGGGCCUGGAUGCAAUGGAAAAGUACUUAAAUGUUAAGUCUGUUAUUACCCCUAUUUACUCUUCUCCUUGGCUGUAAUCUUGAAUUAAUUAAAUGUCCUCUUAUCUUAAUUAAUUUCCUCUCUCCCUCUCUCUCUCUCUCUAAAAGAGGAAAAAAUAAAAGUUUUUGUCAUAUGUCAGAAAGAGCAUUUGGAUGAAAUGAUACUGUUUGGAUUUGCUUGAUAAAUAGCAUGUGUUAACAAAGCUUCACCUCCCCUUAA
Messenger RNA from Dendrobium catenatum, 1084 nucleotides. RefSeq names its product aldehyde dehydrogenase family 2 member C4. Gene Ontology annotation, molecular function: aldehyde dehydrogenase (NAD+) activity. The annotation marks the transcript as partial. The transcript is spliced from 6 exons. NCBI's taxonomy places the organism in Eukaryota, Viridiplantae, Streptophyta, Magnoliopsida, Asparagales, Orchidaceae. The record is from RefSeq and is a predicted model, not a curated record.